CAACUGACGUGAUGCUAUAGUACUGGGACCUUUUGUUAUUCUUUUGCCAUUGAUGGAUGCUCACGUCUUUCGACCGACCGUGUGAAACUACAAAKUACUACAAAUCGACUYCACGUACAAGGAAAAGUUUGCGCCAGGGGUUACUUGGUUAACUUCCGUGCGGGAUUAUUCAAAAAGUUUGGUAAACUUCGUCUGAAGUUUAAUCUUGUUUACGRACUAGCUACAAGAAUUUAUGUGGUUGCACAAUGCCUUACAAAUGUUUACAUCAGAUUUCUUAAUCUCGAAUUAACUGAGAAGACGUUACAUCAUGAACAAGAGUAAAAAAGCUGCAAUAAGUCCAUUACCCGAGAACCACUUAAGAAAUAUCCCAGGAAGCGAUGGAAGCAAAWUUACCAAGAUUUUCCACCUUUUGUCAUUGCUGCGACAAGGACAACGUUUCUUUGUAAACAAAGCAGAGAGAUAUAAAAGCACCGUAUUCAGGAUGAGCAUUGGCGUUAAAGCCAUCGCURUAUGCGACAGAAAAGGAGCUGAUGUCCUAUUUGACCUUGAGAAGAUYCAUAAGGAACCAAAGUUUGGUCGACUGAACUACAACGUCUGCUUAGUUGAUAACAAAACCCCCUCGAUCUUCACGAAUGGYAGCCAACACGAAUCACAGAAAGCGUUUUUGAUGAAAGUUUGUCAAAUAGCACAAAAUGCAGACAUACUAGAUACUGUGAAUAAGAUUAUUCCUGAAUACCUAGAAAGAUGGCAUAGAGCAGAUGGUAAACUCAAAGCCUCAUGGGAAAACGACGUCAUGGCCCUUGUUAGUGACAUCUUCAGUCAGGCGUUCCUCGGGGUAAGAUUCGACCCGAGCGCAAUGCAUGAUAUGGUGUAUGCUUCCUGGACCAGGAAAAAUUGGGAAUUGGUACGUGGAAUGGUUGCAUCGAACAGAAUGAUGGAAACGUUGAAACAAAGCCCAAAGCUUAACGACAUUCUUGAAAUAUCGAGAGAAAAUGGACUAUCAGAUGAACAGACUGUGGCAGACGUUCUCUUUAUGCUGAAUUUCAACGGCUACGGUGCGGUCAGCGGUGCACUGCGUUCAGCUCUGGCCAGGUUCCAUAAUGCCGACCAAAAACUAAAACAGGAACUUAACGAAGACAUAGUUAACAACCUUGGCGACGAUGGMGUCACRCAUGAAUCAAUUAAGAAAAUGAAAUUACUUGAUCGAUUUAUACUAGAAGUUUUUCGUAUGGAACCUCCUGUGCCGUUACUUUUUGGAAGGGCUAAUUCCGAUUUUAUACUGCARUCCAAAUCAGGUUCUUUUGAAGUCAAAACCGACGAACUUCUCAUUGCUAAUGUUUAUAUGAUUCAACGUGAUCCAUCUGUAUUCACAAAUCCUGAUAGCUUCAUACCGUCAAGAUUUGAAGACGAGAGUCUUCUUGAACACAUGAUUUUUACCAAUGGACCAUUCAAACAAGAAGCGACACCACAAAACCACCAUUGUGCUGGGAAGGAAAUCAUUUUUACCGUCAUGAAAGCAGUUUUGAUACCAGUAAUUUUGAGCUGUAGUUUCACCUUCACACAAACUCCAUAYUGGACGGGUAAAAAAUUACGAAGGAUUGGCUGCCCUGACAACAAACUGGAAUUAAAAGAAUUCAUGUUCACUCCGAGAGAGGGAUUUACAAAAAGAGARGAUUUACAAGUUGAAGACAUAAGCUGAAUGAUGUAAUAAGUAAACUCCGACACCGCCCAGCAAUGUAGAACGACGCCAUUUUGUAAAGCAAAGGAUGCAGGGAAAUAUACUCCCCGCACUUAAUAUGGAUAAUAAACAAAAGAAAGAAAGAAAAGAAAGACAAUAGAAAAACAUUGUACAAUAACAUACCCAGUCAUAUAUAAUGUAAAAAUCAGGUUAAUGAUCAAAAUAAUUCAGCUUUAGUAAAUAUUAGCCAUGGAUAAGCAAUGGCAAUAUUUCAACAAACUACCAUUUAAAUCACCAAAAUCUAGGAUCAAUAACUAUUUUAUCUAGUCCAAAAAUAUUGAAAAAAUUAAGAUUCAAUUACCCACAAAUGCAUAGCUAUUGAGGAACAUAAAUAACCUUUUAUCAUUAUAACAAAAAAGUCAAUAAUAAAAAUUGUAAGCGCCACCACUGCAA
Messenger RNA from Exaiptasia diaphana, 2131 nucleotides. Its product is annotated as allene oxide synthase. Gene Ontology annotation, molecular function: heme binding; iron ion binding; monooxygenase activity. Gene Ontology annotation, biological process: sterol metabolic process. The transcript is spliced from 12 exons. The coding region runs from base 308 to 1699 and encodes 463 amino acids. The record is from RefSeq and is a predicted model, not a curated record. Lineage: Eukaryota; Metazoa; Cnidaria; Anthozoa; Actiniaria; Aiptasiidae.